Molecule: messenger RNA, 1449 nt
Organism: Dicentrarchus labrax (European seabass)
Lineage: Eukaryota; Metazoa; Chordata; Actinopteri; Moronidae
Exons: 3
Coding region: 101-973 (290 amino acids)
Biological process (GO): positive regulation of ERK1 and ERK2 cascade; T cell activation; interleukin-15-mediated signaling pathway
Cellular component (GO): membrane raft; external side of plasma membrane
Molecular function (GO): MHC class II protein binding; protein tyrosine kinase binding
Source: RefSeq, a predicted model, not a curated record
UGUCCUGUUCAGUUUAGUUUAACACAGGAAAUGAAGACAGUCGUCUAAAGAGAGCAGCAGCAGAGAGACACAGAGCUGCUGUUGAGGUUAAAUCUCAGACAUGACGGCCAUCAAAAACCUGAAAGGAGUUCUGCUGCUCACCUGUCUGCUUUUAACAGGUGUGAGGUGCAAAAAGGAUGCAGAGUUCAUGUACAGCAGACUUGGACAUAGCACCAUCCUGCCGUGCACCAAACUGGUUUCCUCAGACUGCUCCCUCAUCUUCUGGACCUUCUACAAAGGCGGUCAGGUGUUGUACAAUCUGGUCAACGAGGGGCAGGUGAAUGCAGAUUCAGACAAAGCCAGCCGCAUGUCCAUCACAUCCAACUGCUUCCUCAGCAUCAGUGACCUCAGGGUCGAGGACGCCGGCUCCUACGUCUGCCUGAAGCAAGGAGACGCCAUCACUGACGUUUACCUCUCUCUCCUCACCAUCACUUCACUCUCCACCAUCACCAACCUGCAGCCCGGAGGAAACCUCACCUUGAACUGCGUCCUGUUCACUUUCUAUGAUGCUGGCAGCUGCAAAUACAGCAGUGGGUUCAACCUGAACUGGGCGAAUGAGGAUGGCACAAUGCUGCUCAAAGACAGCAGGUACGAGCUGAUAGGCCACACUCGCUGCAACAUCACUCUGAUCACACACCUCCAGUCGGACGACAACAACAGGAAGUGGAGGUGUCAGGUGACCACCCAGGAAAACAACAGGGCUGCGUUUCUGGACUUCACAUCUACCUUUUUGUUUGAAAAUCAUCCCACUGACCAGAGUGUGAUUCCUUCAGCUGCCACUGAUUGUCCCGUCCACCUGCCCAUCAGCCGCAUAGCGCUCUGUGUGGCUCUGCCAGUCAUGGUAAUCAUAGUGGGAUUCUUCACACGGAGAGGAAACCAGAGGAGGGCGAAAGCAUCUGCAGCUGACAUCCAGCUCCAGGAAAUGAACUGUUGACCACUUCAUCUGUUCUUGUGUUAUUUCUGAAUUCAACCAGGGUUUCUUUACUUUCUGAAAUGAGCCAUACAGGAGAAACAAACUCCUGCACGUUGUCUUUUCUUUAUUUAUUUCUUUAUCUGAGCAAGAUUUUAUCUUUCUAAUAAAGCUUGAAGUGACAGUUUGCAAAUGUAUAUCAAUAAUAAUUCAGUCAGUUCAGUCACAACAGAACAAAAAGAAAAAAAACGUGUCAGUGACAAUGUGUCAUCAGACAGCACCUAACCUGUCUUGAGUUAGUUGAGCGGUACACCUGCUGUGAAUGGAUGCCUGUUGCUGAGCACCUGUUUUCUUUUUGCGUCUCAACUCAACAGUAACGUUUGAACUACGUGUGGCCUGUUUUGUUCCUGUGUGAUAAAACAGUGGCUGUACAACCGGGCUUGAUGAGGUUGAUGUUAAUGUUGUGUUAGUAAUAAACGACGAGUAUUGUGGAAACCCCA